Peronospora matthiolae is the source of this 2073-nucleotide messenger RNA. The record is from the annotation of a GenBank genome assembly. NCBI's taxonomy places the organism in Eukaryota, Oomycota, Peronosporomycetes, Peronosporales, Peronosporaceae.
AUGCACGACCGUCGCAGCAGUAGCAGUAGUACCGACCUCGAUCUGACGUACAUGCCGUACCACGAAGGUCUCCUGAACCACAACGCGCCCCCUGUGCGUGGCAGUCUCUCUGUGCGCGUCCCUAGUCGACAACAACAUCAACUGCACCCAUUGCACGACUUGCAACAGUCGCCGUUCUACGGCGACAGUGACGAUGACGACGUGUCGGACGACCCGGCAUGGAUGAACGCACCUCGAGGUAGUUUACAGCCUGCCUUCUCGUCCAGCAUGAUGAAAAAGGCGUCCAGUGUGUCCGUCACGGACUCCCAGACGUCGAGUCUCGCGUCCGUAAGCACCGACCGCAUCGGUAGUGCUGGAGAGGACGACGAGCAGGAAAAGCUACAGUCGACAGACGGCGAAGACGGUGAGCAUGACGACGGUGAAGAUGAAGAAGAUGAUGAUGAUGAUGUCUUGCCAUCUAGAGUCGUGUCCACGAUGCAGUCACCGACUUGUCGUGAAGCUCCUUUGCAAUGCAAGAACUCGGCAUCCACUAGCAGCGGACGCAGCUUGAACAAUGCCGACGGUACGUCGAUGACGGGUGUCGAGCUGGACAAGUGCACGACCGUAUCAACGGACAACAUUCCAGUUGAUGCCACGACCGCAGACACGAAGGUGGUACCAAGCAAUUCGACGGACACAUCGGAGACUGAUCAGGAGACGAAGGUGUCGGACUCGUCGAGUGACGGGGACCUCCCUCCUUCCUUAGGUCUUGCAGAUGGCAGCGACCGCUUCCGUGAAAGCCUGAUGCGCUACCGUCCUAGCAACCUGAAGCCGCAGGAUGUUCGGACGGCCCUGCUGUCGCGUGAUAGCUUGGCCCCUGAAAACUUUGAACUGACUGGCUGCUCCACGGACUUGUGUCGUGGCAGCAACAUGGGCUCCAGCGUUGAACUCGCUGCUAGGGACGGUCGAACGAGCGACGGGGUCGAGCGAAGUCCCAUCGUGGACUUGAUGGCGAGCACCCGCAUCACGAACUGCAUGAACAAGCGCGACUCGGUCAAGCACUUUGGUCCGCGCGUGACGGAAGAAGGUCUCUCUGAUUACCUGCGUGCCGCCAAGUCCGGCAAUCUCCCGUUGCUCCGCAAUUGCUUGCAAGAACGGAGCACCAACUUGGCCGAGCGCGACCCAGUGCACGGCCAGUCUGCCAUGCACCUCGCAGUGCGCUUUGGCCAGCUCCAUGCUGUGCAGUUGUUGUGUGGGAAGAAGACCCGCAGUCUCUUGAUCGAUGCUGUGGACACCCGACAAAACACGCCGCUGCACCUGGCAGCGGCCAAGUCGCGUCGCAUUACCAAGUACCUCCUGGAACAUGGCGCCGACGCCUCGCGCGUGAACAACCGGAACCAGACGGCGCUUGCAGUCCAGAUCAUCACGACCAAGCGCGACGAUCCGCUUAUUGCCGAGAUGUUACUGCAGCACAAGACGGACCCGAACAGUCCGCUUGGCAACAGCACGCUCUUGCACAAGGCAGUGGAUCUAAAGCUGUUUGAGAUUGCCUACCGUCUCGUGCGCCACGGCGCUCGCCUCGAUGCCAAGGACGCUCAAGGACGCACGGUCUUUGAAAAGGCCGAGCCGACGAUCCUCCGCCAGCUCUGUGGCAAAAUCGCGUACCCGCCUGUGUGGAUCCCGAACGUGGCCCGCAAGAGCUGCAUGAGCUGUGAGCGGCACUUCAGCCACCUGAACAUUGGCGUUCGUCGUCACCAUUGCCGUCAUUGCGGCCGUCUCGUUUGUGGACGCUGCUCGCACGUGUCGGUGGAGAGCGAGGCGUUCCCGAGAACGUUCAUUGGGCACAUUGACCGGACCAUGUCCGAAGAACGCUCGACGCUCAAGCGCGUGUGCACUACUUGCAGUAGCGUUUUCGACGAGCGUGCAAGGCAGGGAAAGGAAGGCUGCGGUGAUAGCAGUGGGAGGUGGUCGGACGCCUUCAUGGAAAGAGUUGUGGGCUGUGCGUGGGACGAGAUUGAGCGCAAGGGCAGCAGCAGCAGCAGCAGCGGCAACAGUCCCGGCUCAAGUCGUCUGCGUGGGUCUCUUGCGACCUAG